AGAGGCAACAAACCCUGAGCCUGAGCCCACAGCUAGGCACCAGAACUUCUGGUCUAAUGAUACCUUCCUCCUCCUGGUCAGUGUUCCCCGUGGACCACAGCAUCGAGGACUGAUCUGGAAGAGGCUGAAAGUCUGUGGCCAGGCAUACCCAGGAGUCAGGAGCCAGCAUCUGAGACCUGCUGUAUGGCUUCUCCUGAUGAAAGCCCACUGAGAGCCUGGGGCAGCUGAGUGCUAUACUUCUACUGCCUGCCCAUCAUGGGGAAGACACCGCUGCUUAGAGAAGAUGGCAAGUGUGCACGGAAUAAGUUAGGUGGGUCUAAGACCUCCUCAAAAGGCAGCAGCAGCAGCAACAGUAGUGUCUCCCCAAAGAAGGACCCUCGUGGGGAAGCCGAUGCACUAAUGUUUAUACAAAUCUUUAUCCACCUGUUGAAAAGCAACAUUGGCACAGGCUUUCUGGGACUUCCCUUAGCUGUGAAAAACGCUGGAUUGUUGAAUUCUAGCCAGUGUGGAGCAGCCCCUCAGCAGUGACACUAAAUAGGAUCCUGGGGCAGAGGACACUGAGCUAACAGCUCAUCGUGGAUAACUUCCGGUUAGUAGGUGGGGUCUGUCAGCCUCUUGGCCAUCGGAGCACUCACAGUACACUGUAUGGAUAUCCUGUUGAACUGUGCCUGCCAUCUCACUCAGAGACUGCAGAGGAGUUUUGUGAACUAUGAAGAGACCACAAUGUACAGCCUGGAAACAUGCCCAAUUCCUUGGCUGAGAACACACUCAGUGUGGGGCAGGUACGUCGUAAGCUUCCUGCUGAUCGUCACUCAGCUGGGCUUCUGCAGUGUGUAUUUCAUGUUUAUGGCAGACAAUCUGCAACAGAUCAUGGAAGAAGCUCACUUCACCUCCAAUGUCUGCCAGCCUAGGCAGAGCCUGGUGAUGACCUCCAUCCUGGAUACUCGCUUCUAUAUGCUCACCAUCCUGCCCUUCCUCAUCCUGCUGGUGCUCGUCCAGAACCCACAGGUGUUGUCCAUCUUCUCUACCUUGGCCACCAUCACCACCCUGAGCAGCCUGGCUCUAAUCUUCGAGUAUCUCAUCGAGAUCCCACACCACAGCAACCUGCCCCUGGUUGCGAGCUGGAAGACUUUCUUGUUGUUCUUUGGCACGGCUAUCUUCACCUUUGAAGGCGUGGGGAUGGUUCUGCCACUCAAAAGCCAGAUGAAGAGCCCACAGCAGUUUCCUGCAGUGCUGUACCUGGGGAUGUCCUUUGUCAUCUUCCUCUACAUCUGCCUGGGGACUCUGGGUUACAUGAAGUUUGGCGAAGACACUCAAGCCAGCAUCACCCUCAACUUGCCCAAUUGCUGGCUUUACCAGUCAGUCAAGCUGAUGUACUCCGUGGGCAUCUUCUUCACCUAUGCCCUCCAAUUCCACGUCCCAGCUGAGAUCAUUGUCCCCUACGUCGUCUCGAGAGUGUCCGAGAACUGGGUUCUGUUCGUAGACCUGACAGUCCGCACAGCCUUGGUCUGCCUGACCUGUUUCUCAGCCGUUCUCAUCCCCCGCCUGGACCUGGUCAUCUCCCUGGUGGGCUCAGUGAGCAGCAGCGCCCUGGCCCUCAUCAUCCCGCCCCUGCUGGAGAUCACCACGUUUUACUCUGAGAACAUAAGCUGUGCAACCAUUGUCAAGGACAUCAUGAUCAGCAUCCUGGGCCUCUUAGGGUGUGUAUUUGGGACAUACCAAGCCCUCUACGAGAUGACCCAGCAGGCCCACUUUUCCAUGGCCAACUCUACAAGGGUCUACACAUAAUUACUUAUUUUUAUUUGAAUAGCUUUUCCUUCCCCCACCCUCUGUUGGAUUCCCAUUAUAUGUGUUCAUCAAAACCCA
This is a messenger RNA of Arvicanthis niloticus (Nile rat), 1866 nucleotides long. Lineage: Eukaryota; Metazoa; Chordata; Mammalia; Rodentia; Muridae. The record is from RefSeq and is a predicted model, not a curated record.